This is a messenger RNA of Closterium sp. Naga37s-1, 681 nucleotides long. Lineage: Eukaryota; Viridiplantae; Streptophyta; Zygnematophyceae; Desmidiales; Closteriaceae. The record is from the annotation of a GenBank genome assembly.
AUGAAGCGUGAAAGUCACUUCAGUUGCCAUUCUGUGCAUUUUGAGCCAAACAUUGAUGAACAUGGGGGGCUGGUGUGCAGGGGGGACUGCAAUGAGAAAGCCAUGAGAGCCUUUCUUGUCUUCUUCUUCGGCGGCUUGGGGGGUGGGCGCGGAGGCGGUUUAGGCGGAGGGCUUUUGGGCGGGCGUGGAGGAGGUUUGGGAGGGGGGCUCGGAGGUGGGGAUGGGGGCGGGCGUGGGGGAGGUCUGGGGGGCGGGCGCGGGGGCGGGGAUGGGGGCGGAUUUGGGGGAGGCCUGGGGGGCGGGCGCGGGGGCGGGGAUGGUGGCGGGUUUGGGGGAGGUCUGGGGGGAGGGGGAGGGGGCGGUGAUGGGGGCGGGUUCGGGGGAGGGCGAGGUGGCGGGCUUGGCGGAGGGGGGCUCGGUGGGAGCGGGGGACUAGGGGGCGGGGAAGGCGGAGACGGCGGCGGGGAAGGGGGAGGCUGCGGGGGAGGCGACGGCGGUUUUGGGGGGCUUGGGGGAGGCCUUGGAGGGGAGGGCGGCUUGGGCGGGGAAGGUGGCUUAGGCGGAGACGGCGGCGGCGGGGGAUUGGGCGGAGGGGAAGGCGGCGAGGGCGGCGGAGGCGGCGGAGGGGAGGGGGAAGCUACAAACUUCUGCACGCAUACGGCUGUAGCGAAGAAAUCAUAA